Equus quagga is the source of this 1912-nucleotide messenger RNA. It is a transcript of the gene IFRD2, whose product is annotated as interferon related developmental regulator 2. The record is from RefSeq and is a predicted model, not a curated record. The transcript has 12 exons. NCBI's taxonomy places the organism in Eukaryota, Metazoa, Chordata, Mammalia, Perissodactyla, Equidae. Bases 155 to 1480 code for a protein of 441 amino acids.
AGGGCGGGGCGCCUCGUGAAGAUGGUGGCGCGCGAGGCGUGUGGCUCCCGUCGUCUGCCCAAGUUUCAGCUCAGUGCACCCGCCAGCGUCUCGCUGGUCUGGAGCCCCUGCCUGCCGGGCCUCUGACCCCGCGCCCCCACGCACGAUUCCCGGCAUGCCCCGCGCCCGUAAGGGCGGUGCGCCCCGCAAGGGCGGCCAGCGCCGCCGAGGGGGUGCCUGCAGCAGUACCCAAGCUGACUCAGGUUCCAGUGAGGAUGAGGCAGCCAGUGAGGCCCGCAGCACCACCAGUGAAUGCCCCAGCCUUCUUAGCACCGCAGCAGAGGACAGCCUUGGGGGGGAUGCCAUGGAUGAGCAGGGCCAGCAGGAAGACCUUGAGGAGAAGUUGAAGGAGUAUGUGGACUGCCUCACAGAUAAGAGUGCCAAGACCCGGCAAGGUGCUCUUGAGAGCCUGCGCCUGGCCCUGGCAUCCCGCCUACUCCCCGACUUCUUGCUGGAGCGCCGCCUCACGCUGACUGAUGCCUUGGAAAAAUGCCUCAAGAAAGGGAAGGGCGAGGAACAGGCCCUGGCUGCUGCUGUGCUGGGCCUGCUCUGCGUGCAGCUGGGCCCUGGACCCAAGGGCGAGGAGCUGUUCCACAGCCUGCAGCCCCUCCUAUUCUCUGUGCUCAGUGAUGGUACAGCCAGCCCUGCCACCCGGCUCCAUUGCGCUUCUGCUCUUGGCUUGGGCUGCUACGUGGCUGCCGCCGAUGUCCAGGACCUGGUCUCUUGCCUCACCUGCCUGGAAGGCGUCUUCAGCCGGCCUUGUGGUGUGGGUGGCUCCACAGCCUCUGUAUUCCCUGUCAGCCUGCAUGGUCUGCUCUGUGCUGCCCUGCAGGCCUGGGCAUUGCUACUCACCAUCUGCCCCAGCACCCAUAUCAGCCACAUCCUGGACAGGCAGCUGCCCCGUCUGCCCCAGCUCUUGUCCAGUGAAAGUGUGAACCUGCGGAUCGCUGCUGGCGAGACCAUCGCACUGCUCUUUGAGCUUGCCCGGGACCUUGAGGAGGACUUUAUUUACGAGGACAUGGGGGCCCUCUGCAGUACCCUGCGCACUCUGGCCACCGACAGCAACAAGUACCGUGCCAAGGCUGACCGGCGGCGUCAGCGCUCUAUUUUCCGUGCUGUGCUGCACUUUGUUGAGGGCGGCGAGUGUGAGGAGGAGACCAUCCGAUUUGGGCUCGAGGUGCUCUAUGUAGACAGCUGGGCUCGGCGCCGGAUCUAUGCCGCCUUCAAGGAUGUGCUGGGAUCAGGCAUGCACCACCACCUCCAGAACAACGAGCUACUCCGUGACAUCUUUGGCCUGGGCCCUGUGCUGGUGCUGGAUGCCACUGCCCUGAAGGCCUGCAAGAUCUCACGUUUUGAGAAGCACCUAUACAACGCUGCUGCCUUCAAAGCCCGGACCAAGGUGCGCAGCCGCUUGCGGGACAAGCGGGCAGACAUCCUGUGAGGCAGGACCAGCUGAAGAGGAGAAUGUCUGCACCCUUGCCCGCAUUUUUAACAGAAGACAGUGCAACAGCUGGUCCCCGCCAAGAGUUGUUGCUUUAUUUUUUUAAUGACAAAACCAAAAACAGACAUGGGGGUGGGUGGCUGGAAGCCAGGCCCUUUGCCCCUGCAGUCAGCCCUGUGGCCUCUUCCUGCCCUGUCUCAGGCCAGGCCAGGUGUGUGCCUGUCCCAGGGCUGUGGGGCAGCCAGUAGGAGGGCUUUCCCUUCCUUUCUCUCCUUUCUCAGGCCUUGCUCCCCUUCCUUGGGGUGGGGGUGGAAUGGCAUCUGGACAGAUGCCACCUCAUCAGGUGGGGAGGUAAGGCUACCUGGAAUGGAUUUAUGUGCUGACUUUUAAAGAUUAUUAGAGAUAAUUAAACUGAAUGCUCAGCCCUCUGUG